UGUAAUUUUGUAAAAAUACAGAAGAAAACAAAGGGAACAAGAGGUCAGAAGACUCUCUUUCUAUCUCCGAUCAGUUUUCGUUGUGUUUGUGAUUUGCACGAUUUAUCUCACAGGUUGGGGAAUCCUUUCGCGAAAUCCAUUGGCAAGUCGAAUCGAUUACGAGUGGCAAAGAUGAAGAAGUAUGGACGGACAAUGUUUACUAUUCUGGUUAUCACAUCUCAACUGUGCUCUGUCUUUGCGUUUGAAACAACAGGCUCUGCAUUCAUGUGGUCUCCUCAUAUCGACAUGGAGCUGGCCGAAAAGGUGAACUAUAAAACACUCUCCUCAAGAGAUUUAGGAAGGUCUGUCAUGUCUGCAGGGGGCUGGUCAAACAUACUGUGUGAUGAUAAACAAUCUCACCAAUCAGUGGACAUUGCCGUUGUUUUUGUUGGGAAAGAGUUGCAAUCAUCAGGUGUAGCCAGAAAUAGCUUGGCAGAUGCUUCACUUGUGGAUUUGCUCAAGGACUCCUUCACAAAGUCCAAUUUCUCAAUGGCAUAUCCUUAUGUGUCGGCAAUGGUAAAGGAAGAGACCUUAGAAAGUUCUUUAAUUGAAGAGUUUGAAGCAUCUUGUGACCAUAAAUUUAGAGUUGGCAAUAUUAUUGUCACUGAUUCUUGCUUGAUAGAGGACAAAGGAUAUUCCAAACUUGCAGACAUGCACGCAGUAGAGGAGUAUGUGACGUCAACAAUGGAGAAAGGUACCAAAGAACAAACAGAUUUGCUUGUGGUUUGCCGCGGAGGUUUUAGUUCUUUGAAAAAUCUUGACCGGCCGCAUUCUGAAGGUCAAUUUUUUUCGGAGUUGAUUAGUUCAUUGGACCACUCUGGAGCAAAGUACACAGUUCUUUAUGUUUCUGAUCCAUAUAACCCCAUUCAGUAUCCUUCCAGCCAUCAAUUAGGAAGGUUGCUUGCUGAAACUCCUGGAAAUGCAUCUCUAAAUUCUACCGUUUUCUGUGACGGGGUUUGCCAAAUUAAGAAGUCCCUUCUGGAGGCAGUUUUUGUUGCUAUAGUCCUCGUUAUAAUAUUAAUUUCGGGGCUCUGCUGUAUGAUGGGGAUCGACACUCCUACAAGAUUUGAGGUUCCUCAAGAGUAAAUGGUCGUAUGAAAGACCCGUUUUGUAGCAUAGCAGCAUUCUUCUAGUAUGUUGGUUGGAUUCCCAGGGUGUUCAAAGACUGUCAAACAAAGAGGAAGAUCAGCAUGACGAGUUGAAAGUUGAAAAUUCUGGUAUUUUGUGUAUCAUUAUAUAUGGCCAGAGGGAGAGAUGGCCUUUGUAAAAUUUAUUCAUCUACUUAUUCACAUUUUCUUGCACUUGGUGCGUGGUGAUGGUGUAUUUUCUUCAAUUUGUUGUUAUACUCAGCUUACUUUAAUAAAGCUUUUAGCAAGUCAAUAAAUAAAGUGGGUUCUUCUCUGAAAA
This is a messenger RNA of Spinacia oleracea (spinach), 1446 nucleotides long. RefSeq lists its product as uncharacterized. The transcript has 9 exons. The record is from RefSeq and is a predicted model, not a curated record. NCBI's taxonomy places the organism in Eukaryota, Viridiplantae, Streptophyta, Magnoliopsida, Caryophyllales, Amaranthaceae. The coding region runs from base 172 to 1125 and encodes 317 amino acids.